AUGACUGAUCAUAAACUGACACCUUCAACACCUUCCAGCACCUCGCGUCAUUCAAUGAUUCUGUUGAAAGGAUCCUCGCCUCCCGGCAACUCCCGGAACAUUUUCAGUAAACUUCUCCAUAGAAGAAGUUCUACUAGCCUGCCUAUCGGCCCACACUCAAGUUCUUCCACAAGGGCCUCCGCCGACAUAUCCGUCCAAAGAUCUCGCUCCAAGCGUAGCGAUAGGUCCGUUUCACGCACCCAUAGCGUCCGCAAAGCAGACCGGUCCGUGGUGGACGAUAACGAUAGUUUACGCUCCGAUGAGACGUUUAAUGAGAACGACGAAUCGGAUGUUUCUUCCGUAUAUUCCAAUCUUCAUCACACGGGAUCCACAACAUUCUCGGAGCCAUUACCAGGCUCGUCCGAAACCAGCUUCGAGGACGUGGACCGUAAAUUGAACGAAUUGUUGGUGCUGGGUCCUGCCAUCUCGGAGUCGCCCUGGCAAGGUUUCAAUCGAGAUGCCCUCAAUCCUCCCAAAUAUGUCAAGGUGAUGCGACGCAACAAGGGAAGCCCUAAGACGGUGAGGCGGAUCUUCUUGGCCCAGGAGUUGAACGACGAAUCCGACUCUGACAGUGUUUUGGAUGAAUCUCCUGCUACUUCCAAUAUGGACCUUGACGGGGAUGCGGCUGCCAACUUGGAUAAAGCCGGUGAAAAGCCGGCCGAGGUGGACAGCUCGCUUUCCAAAGAGGUGUUCUCGAUGUUGUUCAGCCGUGAUGGGAAGUACUUGGCCAUCGCUGGUCGGGACUCGGUCAUCAAGGUGUACAAAGUGCUAUCAUCGCCAUUAGGCCGUAUGGAAUACCAAAACCACGAGGAAGCCCAUUCCAAGAACAAGAAGAAGUCCAAAUCACAAGAUGAGGUGUAUCCGUAUGCUCCCGUCUUCCAUCAGAAGCCUGUGCGUGUGUUCAAAGGUCAUACGAAGAGUGUUCUUUCCAUUGACUGGAGUAAAAACAAUUUUUUGCUCUCUGGAAGCAUGGACAAAACCGUCAAGUUGUGGCAUGUGGAUAGGGCAGACUGCUUGGCUACUUUCCAACAUGAGGACUUUGUUACGACUGUCAAGUUCCAUCCGAAUGAUGAUCGGUUCUUUUUGAGUGGUUCUUUGGACAACUACGCAAGGCUUUGGUCUAUUCUCGAAGGGAGUGUUGCUUACGGCAGGAACUUGGGCGACGAAAUGUUGAUAACCGCCUCCUGUUUCACCCCCGAUGGCUUACACUGCUUGUUUGGUGGGUUCAAUGGAACCAUCGCUAUGCUUGAAACAAAGGGUUUACAUAUAAUCCACAGCUUUGAUAUCAAGCCUGGUAUGCCUCUGUUGAAACCCAAAACCGGCAAGAAGGUCACCAGCAUCCAGGCCCUCGUAAACGAGGCACACCAAGAUGAUGAUGACUUGAAGUACAAGUGGACUUAUUUGAUCACCACCAACGACUCACGAAUCAGAUUGAUCAAUGCCAAUGAAAAGAAGCUUGUAACCCGGUUUAAAGGUGUUACUAAUACAACCUCAGUUGAGGCAUCUAUUUCAGAUGAUUGUAGAUACAUUCUUGCAGGUUCGGAGGACCAUUGGUGCUAUGUGUGGGAAAAUAACAACGCCAUAAUUAACAACAAGUUGAAAUCAGCUGUUAGUGAAAUGUUAAAUGGAAAGAGACAUCUUAUUACUGACUUGGAAUCCAAGCACAAGAAGUACUACGACUUCAUUAUCAAGAACAAGUUGUUGAAAAAGCUCAAUGCUGAACAGUUCUUGAAAGAUGAUCAGCAUUCGGAGUUCAUAGCGAAUGAGAAUAGCAGCUAUACUUCUUUCCAUGCCCAUCAUUCGUCCGUAAAUGCUGCUAUUUUCGCCCCCAGCUUGACCAAAAAGCUCCUUGAGUUGUCUGACGAUGUUGUGUUUGACAUGAUCAAAAGAGGACGUAAUUGUGCUUCGGCUGACGAGUUUCCCAAAGUCAACAUUCCUGAUCAACACGAAAUUGAUACGGGUAUAGCUGGCUUCAUAAUGGUAACCACUGAUGAGACAGGUUUAAUCAGAGUUUUCAGACAGGAUGUUGCCUAUGAUCUUCGGAAGGGCAUCAUUGACUAUUACAAGAAACUGACGAGAAAAGAAUGUCCAACAUUAACCAAGUCUUCCAGAAUUGUGACGAAAGUGAAAUCACCAGCUCUUUCACCUUCUUCUUCGAUGUCUUCUGUGCCAAAUCUCGUGAAGCAUGAACCGUACCUCUCAACUAAAAGAUUUGAUAGCAGGCCUCCACUGAAGUCCAUCUCAAACGGAAUUUUGAACUCCCAGAACGGAACUUUUAAAAUCAAGUCAGAUGCUGUCAUCUUUGAACAGAACUCACAACGGAUUGCCUCAUCUGGAGUUAUCACCCCAGAUUAUGAACCUGAGGUUCCAUUCCCGUCGAUCAAAAAUUCAGACUCUAGACUGUCUGUUCCACUCUUUGUAAAUACUGCAGUUGAUAGCCAAACGCCUGAAGUAAUGCAAUUUCAGACCCCGGUUACUUCUGCUCCCAAAACCACCACGUUCAAGUCUUAA
Molecule: messenger RNA, 2550 nt
Organism: Yamadazyma tenuis ATCC 10573
Lineage: Eukaryota; Fungi; Ascomycota; Pichiomycetes; Serinales; Debaryomycetaceae
Molecular function (GO): protein binding
Source: RefSeq, a predicted model, not a curated record